Molecule: messenger RNA, 1231 nt
Organism: Gossypium arboreum
Lineage: Eukaryota; Viridiplantae; Streptophyta; Magnoliopsida; Malvales; Malvaceae
Exons: 6
Coding region: 146-1039 (297 amino acids)
Biological process (GO): biosynthetic process
Cellular component (GO): cytoplasm
Molecular function (GO): isomerase activity
Source: RefSeq, a predicted model, not a curated record
AAAUGAAUGGCAAAUUGAGGUGUUCUUGUUUAAAUUGGCUUUGGCUUUUGACUUUUUACUCCUGCAGUACCAUCAUCUAUCUGCAUUCAACUCCAAAGUUUGAAAUACUUGUGUUUUCUCAAACUCAAAUCUUAGUCUGAACAACAUGGCCAAAACACCCAUCAAAUACUAUCUGGUUGAUGCAUUCAGCGACUCAGCCUUCAAGGGAAACCCAGCAGCGGUUUGUUUGUUGGAGGAAGAAAGAGAUGAGAAAUGGAUGCAAGCAGUGGCUGCUGAGUUUAAUAUCUCCCAGACUUGUUACUUGACUCGGAUCCCCAAUUCCACCUCUCCAAACACCAGGUUUCGUCUUAGAUGGUUUACCCCUGUUACCGAGGUUAAGCUAUGUGGUCAUGCAACCUUAGCAUCUGCUCAUACUCUCUUUACAACUGGCUUGGUAAAUUCAAACAUUAUCGAAUUUGAUACAUUAUCUGGAAUCCUAACUGCUACAAGAGUUCCAGAUGUUAGUCCAACCAAUAUCUCCGAGGUUCAGAACGGUGGAGUGAGCGACUGCUUUCUGAUCGAAUUGAAUUUUCCUUCCGUUCCAGCUACUGACUUCAAUUCUGCUGAGGCUUCACUUGUAUCGAAAGCCUUGAACGAUGCUCCAUUUAUUGAUGUUAAGAGAACGACUCCCGCAGAUGAUAUCUUCGUUGUGCUCCCAUCUGGAAAAUCUGUUAUCGAAAUGGAGCCACGGUUCGAUGACAUACUGAAAUGUCCUGGACGAGGCUUAAUUGUUUCAGGAGCUGCCCCUCCAGAUUCUGAAUUUGAUUUUAUUAGUCGGUUCUUCUGUCCUAAGUAUGGUAUUAAAGAGGAUCCGGUUUGCGGAAGUGCACACUGUGCCUUGGCACCCUAUUGGAGCCAAAAGCUGGGAAAGUUAGAUUUUGUUGCGCAUGCGGCAUCACCUAGAGGAGGAAUAGUGAAGAUCCAUUUCGAUGAGCAAAACCAGAGAGUGCUUCUGCGAGGAAAAGCUGUCAUGGUGAUGGAAGGCUCUAUUUUGGUGUAGAUGUGGAGUUCCAAUUUCCCUACCCUGGUCCUGGAUGGAUUGCAAGUUCUAAUGAUAGUUACUGCCUCCAACAUUUCCCUGCAACUUUAAUUAUUAUGGACUAAUGAAGUUCUGGUUUAAUGAGAGUGUUUGAGAUAAUCUUAUUUAAUUCAUGAAUUGGUUAAGCCCCAAUGCUUUAAAAGUAAUCAUAAA